AUGAAACGUCGCAGCGCAAUCGAGGCCAGCGCUAAACAUUUUAACGGGACACAAAAAUCUCACCAUCAAUUCGUGUUUGAUACGAAACGACAUGUCCGCAUGAUUGAUCGUCUGUACCCGGACGACGUGACUGAAGAGAGGCGCCCAUUACAAACCGCCAUCAAACAAAAGUCGGCCCGUGAUGGCCGAAAGCGUGCGAAAGGCGGCGUCGAGGAGGCACGAUCGCUGAUGGGUUAUGAUGACGAACCACUCGUCAGUUUUACAGCGCACUUGGUUGUUGGUUGA
Parnassius apollo (apollo) is the source of this 285-nucleotide messenger RNA. The record is from the annotation of a GenBank genome assembly. Lineage: Eukaryota; Metazoa; Arthropoda; Insecta; Lepidoptera; Papilionidae.